Molecule: messenger RNA, 14190 nt
Organism: Esox lucius (northern pike)
Lineage: Eukaryota; Metazoa; Chordata; Actinopteri; Esociformes; Esocidae
Gene: fndc7b
Exons: 55
Coding region: 36-13820 (4594 amino acids)
Molecular function (GO): protein binding
Source: RefSeq, a predicted model, not a curated record
GUAAACUAACUGGGCUUCUGCCGUCAAUGUGAAAGAUGCAAUUUUUAGGAGCAGUAGGGUUAUAUUUUGUAAUGGUAUCUCUAACUCAGAUAUCAUAUACGCAAGCUCAAGGAUGCAAGAUUACAUCAAUAACAUCUCCAACUGCAUCAUCGCUUCUGGUGAAAUGGAUGAAAAACACAGGAGCAACAACUUAUUUGUUGGACCUUCGGGUAAUAAAUGCGACAGAUAUAGCACCUGUCGUGAUAACGUUGACAGGGUCCAAUACGGAGAGAUUGAUCCAGGGCCUGAGACCGGGAACUACAUACAAUGUCACGGUCAAAAUGUUCCAGUUUUACUAUGUGAUGUGCUCGGAUACGCAAGCGGCAACAACAGGUCCUGCCACCGCACAGAUAACGUCCUUGAAGACAUUAUCAAGUACUUCAAUCCAAGUGGAAUGGACGCGAGUGACUACGGCAGAAAGUUAUUACCUGUUGGUUGAGUCAGAGACUGGCAGAGUAAGCCUCAAUUUCACCUAUACCAACACAAGCACUGUAGUUCAAAACCUACAGCCGUCAACUGCCUAUAGCUGUUCCAUCUACACUGCAAACAAAGCUGGUCUUGGAGACAGAAGCAGUGUGAGGACAAUUACUACAUUGGUCCAACCUCCAAAGGGAGUCACAGGCGUGCAGAUCGGGAAGAGAACGGCGCGUGUGAGCUGGCAGCCGGUGGAAAAGGUUAUUCUGUACAAAGUAACCGUUACCUACUUGGAUGAACCAAACAGAGCCCCGUUCAAGACAAACGCGUCUAACAGCCAGCUGGAAAUACAGGACAUACUGCCAUGUUCUUCUUAUCAGAUAUCAGUGGCCUCUUUCAAUACCUUUCUGCAGCCAGGAGAGCCCACAGAAUACCUGUAUACUACAAACCGAUUAAGUAACGUGGUGUCCAUAUCAGUGGACUACUUCUGUAGCGGGGGUUCAGCCACAGUGUCCUGGGCCCCAGUGUUGGGGGCAGAUUCCUACAGAGCUGUAGCCACCAGCAGCGACGGGACCGUCCUUUCCUGCACCUCUCAGACGACAGAGUGCCAGAUUAUAGGGAGCGGCUGUGGAAAGGACUACCUGGUAAAGGUCACUGCUGUGUCCGAUGGCUGUGAGGCGACAGCCAAUGUAACCUCACACUUUGUCACAGUCCCCUGUCCUCCCAAGGAGCCGCAGCUCUUCCGUGAAUGUUCCAGCAACGUGAUCGUUUUUUCCUGGGCGGCGACCAACCACACCGAUUUCUACACGGCCACGGCAGUGGACUCACAGGGAGAAGUCAUGACGUGUGUCACCGAGGACACUUCCUGUUUCUUCACCGACACGGCGUGCGGCCGUCUCUACAACUUCACAGUCUACUCCGUCAGCAGCGGGUGCAACAGCCAGGACAGUCCGGCUGUAACCGUCCGCACCGCACCAUGUAUGCCCCAAAACAUGAUCUCCUUAGCCGACUGUCAGUCAAAUAUCCUGACCAUCACAUGGGACAGUUCAGAGGGGGCUGUUUUCUACGUGGUGGAAGCAUGGGGAAACAACGACUUUACCAAACGAUACAACUGCAGCUCGUUCAACAACAGCUGCGCCAUACCCUCUGUGCAUUGUGGAGAGAGUCUAGCCAUGUACAUCACCGCCUUCGAUAACGACUGCCCCAGCUCCAUGACUCUGGGACAGGUGGCUGUGACGGUACCUUGCGUUCCUCAGAACCUUUCUGCAGUGAUGCUCUGCCAAGACAACUCUGUCACUCUGAACUGGGAGGUGACGUACGGUACCCUGUUCUACAUCGCUACGGUGACGGAUGACACUGGCGUGCUACACACCUGUAACUCCAUGAACACUGAGUGCCAAAUCACAGGCCUACGCUGUAGCUCCACCUACACCGCCUUUGUCACCGCGUCCAACCUCAUAUGCAACAGCUCCCACAGUGACACCAUCUACAUAGAGACAGUCCCCUGUCCUACGGACCACGUCCAUGCCUUCCUGGACUGUGCGGCAAACCAGGCUCUGAUUGUGUGGCAGGGCUACUCCAGCCGAUUGUCCUACACGGCCAUCAUGGAGGACACGGAGGGAGGCCUGCUCAGCUGUAGCACCACAGGAAACAACUGCACCAUCCCCAGCCUGAAGUGUGGCCAGCUCUACUCUGUUUCCGUCACGCACCACGACGGCAUCUGCCCCAGCAUACGCUCCAACACCAUCAACAUGGAGUCAGUCCCAUGUGGGCCGGCCAAUGUAAAUACCAAGGUGGAUUGUGGGUCUGGUACGCUGAUGGUGAGCUGGAGCGCCUCGCUCCACGUGGAACAAUACACUACCAUCAUAACCCGCAGCAAUGGAGAGCAAGUGUUCUUUAACUCCAUGGCAACCAAUUGUAAUGUGACCACUCUGGACUGCGGAGAGGAGUACUCUGUGACGGUCAGGUCGGUCAAUGGAUCCUGCCUCUCUAUGCCCAGCCAGGACAUGGUCAUCAGUCAAGUGCCCUGUAUUCCCACUAACAUCAUGGCCAAACAUACCUGCGGAGAGAAUUCCACAUCUGUCACCUGGGACGCCAGCCGUGGCGCAAAGAUGUAUACCGCCAUUGCCGUGAGCGACGGAGGUCACCAUACGGCGUGCACCUCGAACAGCACCGCGUGUGGUCUGACAGAUCUGCUGUGUGGACAGACUUACAGUCUCAGUGUGAUAGCUGCGGACGACAACUGCUCCAGCAUGAAGAGUAACACGGUCAUCCUAAAGACAGUUCCUUGUCCUCCCACCAAUGUCUCCGGCUGGGUGGACUGUAGUACCAACACUGCCUCCCUCUCCUGGGACGCCAGUCCCAAUGCCGUUUCCUACUUUGGCACUGCAGUGGGCACCAACGGGCAGCAUGUGAGCUGUAAGGCUUCAGCUCUGGGGUGCCAGCUGACUGCCCUGAUCUGUGGUCAGGUGUACAUCUUCACGGUGUCUGCCUCCUAUGGUAGAUGUGAGAGCCCAGAGAGCCAACAGGUCACACUGGAGACGGCCCCCUGUGUCCCCCAGAAUGUAGUGAACAGUCUGUUCUGUGACAACAACACCCUGAGUGUCAGCUGGGCCCCUGCAUCCAUCGACCGUAACUACAGCGCCACCGCCAGGGCUGUUAAUGGUACUUCAGGUUCCUGCACCACCAUGGGCUCAACCUGCAUGCUGGAUGGGCUGCCGUGUGGACAACAGUACACCAUUACUGUGUCAUUCACCAGCAGCAACUGUUCCGGACCUAGCAGCAGACCACAGACAGUUCAGACAGUGCCCUGUGUUCCUCUCCAUGUACGUGGGCAUGUAGAUUGUGCCUCGAACACCCUGCAGGCCUCUUGGGAUGCCACAGACGGUGCUCAUUCUUACAUCUCCAUGAUAAACGGGUCAGACGGUUACAACUCGACACGCGUUACAGCUGCCCUGACCUCCUCCUUCACCGGCCUGGAGUGUGCCAAGAUGUACAGCCUCAGCGUUGUUGCUAAAGACUACCAGUGCAAUAGCUUUGUCAGUGCUUAUGUGUCUGUAAUUACAGCUCCAUGUAACCCAAAGAAUGUAGCUGCCCUGUUGCAGUGCAGUUCAGGGGUGGUGACAGUAUCAUGGGAGGCCAGCGCUGGAGCAGCCACCUACACUGCCUUUGUCCAAAGGGACGGAGGGACAAACGUCACUCAGUGCAAAACCACGGGCACUUCCUGUGACCUCACCCAGCUGGAGUGUGGGGAGGUUUAUAAUGUGACUGUGGUGGCAGGUGAUGGAACUUGCAACAGCACCUUGCUCGCCACAACCACUGUCAAGACAGCACCCUGUCCCCCCACCAUGAACAACCCCUCCCUGGACUGUGCCUCAAACCAGGCCUCCAUCUCCUGGGCUAAGGACGACCAGGCUGUGAGCUUCUUCAUCAACGGCUCUUCUGCCCUUGGUCACACCAGUUCCUGUAGCUCCACCAACACCUCCUGCCUCCUUGACCACCUGCUCUGCGGACAGACCUACACCGUGCACGCCAUCGCCCAGGGAGACAAGUGCAAUAGCGUACGCAGCGAGUCAUUCGAGAUCGUCACAGCCCCUUGCACUCCGGCCAACCUUCACGUCCAGUAUGAGUGUGGAACCAGUAUUGCCUUGCUGAGCUGGGACGAGACUCUGGGGCGUGACAGCUUCGUUGCCCGGGUGUACUCUUCUGACCACAGUGACUCCUGCAGCACGACGGACACGUACUGCUCCCUGACCACACUCAUGUGCGGUCACUGGUACAACGUGACAGUGGACGCUGUGGCGGGACACUGCAACAGCAGCCAGUCUGCCGUAACCCAAUUUCAGACAGCUUCCUGUGCCCCUCAGAACGUCAGCGCCAGGUUGGUGUGUUCCAACAGUGGCCUGGCAGUAACCUGGCAGGCCAGCCCUGGUCCUGUGGCCUACAAUGUGAUCGCCCAGGGAAACGACGGCGACAACAGGAAGUGCAUCACCAACAACACCAGCUGUGACUUACCCAACAUGCACUGCGGCCAGACAUACGAAAUCACAGUCACCCCCUUUUCCGAGACAUGCAAAGGCUUCGACAGUGCUGCCUUCACCUUCAACGCAGGUCCCUGCCCACCCAUAGAGGUCUGGACCGCUCUACAGUGUGAGGAUAACAUAGGCUCUGUGUCCUGGGUUGCCGCCCGUACCGCCGAGAUGUACAUAGCCACGGCUACCGACCAGAACGGCCAUGCCUACAACUGCAGCACCAGUGGGACGACGAGCUGCUCCUUUGGUGGCCUGCAAUGUGGCAAAACCUAUGCAGUUUCUGUGUUAACCAUGGACAGGGGCUGCCUGAGUGAACCCAGCCCACCAGUAACUCUCAAAUCAGCUAUCUGUCCUCCUACCAACCUGGCAGGAGUGACAGCCUGUGGGACCAAUGACUUGACCCUCACCUGGGACCCAAGCCCCAAGACUGGUGUCACGUACGUACUGUAUUCCCAGAGAAAGGGAGGAGCCAACACCAGUUACUCUACAGCAGACACAUCACAUGUGAUCUCAGGGCUGCAGUGUGGAGAACAUUAUAGCUUCAGGAUUACAGCCCAGGACUCUGUCUGCACUAGCAGCCUCAGCUCAACCAUGGAGAUCCACACAGCACCAUGCCAUCCCACCAAUCUGACUGCCCAAGCCAACUGUGGCACCAAUACGGGCACUCUCACAUGGAACUUGAGUGCAGGUGGAGAAACCUACAUUGUCACAGUAACCGGUACCACCCACAGCCACACAACUUCCUGUACAUCCCAGAGCACUUCCUGUUCUGUCCAACUGGACUGUGGAUACCCCUAUUUAGCCACCGUGGUCGCCUCAAGUGGGACGUGUAACAGCACCACGAACACCGUGCAGUUUGACUCAGCCCCCUGUCUGCCAGGCAAUGUGACAGCAGUCCUAGACUGCAGUGCCAACACGUUUGCGGUGAAGUGGUCGAAGAGUCAGGGGAAACCCAAGUCCUACAUGGCUCUGGCCAUCGGCAGCGACGGCUCCCAUCUCACCUGCAACACCAGCUCCACAGCCUGCAUUGUCCACGGCCUGACCUGCGGCGUCACAUACAGCAUUGCUGUCACCACCACCAGUAUCAACUGUAGCUCUAUCGAGGGUUCUGACUACAAGGUCCAGUCUGCUCCAUGUACGCCAGAGGGACCAGCUGUGAGCUUGGACUGCAGAACCAACAUUGCUGAGGUGACAUGGGACAACACGGGACCAGACCAGAUCAACAUGGUGUCGGCGGUGGACUGGCUGGGGAAGACCACCUCCUGCAACAGCACCGGGUCCAACUGCACCUUCGGGUCGCUGACCUGUGGACAGGCCUACACACUCACUGUCCAGGGCCUCAGCAACACCUGUCAGUCUGCACCCAGCACCAGUGUAAACCUUUUCACAGCUCCCUGUGUUCCCAACCACGUCGUUGCCAGCGUGGACUGCGACACAGGCAUCACAUCUGUGACGUGGGACUUAGCUCGUGGUGCCAACAGCUACACCGUGUAUGCAGAGGGCAGUGGCGGGCACAACACCACCUGUGUCGGCUCAGACACUAACUGUGCCUUCUAUGACCUGAUGUGUGGACAGGACUACGCCAUGGUGGUGCUGGCUAAAGGCGACAGCUGUGUCAGCCUGGCUAGUGAAUCCAUCACAACUACCACUGCCCCCUGUCCUCACACUGGCCUGCAGGCCUCUCUGAACUGUAGCACCAACACAGCCCUGAUCUCUUGGACACCUGGGAAUGGCAUUUUGACCUACAAUGUCUCGGCCGAAGGCUUUGACAUCACACACUACCUGACUUGCUCCACCUCCGGCUCCAGCUGCAGUAUCAGCCAGUUGCUGUGUGGACAGAGGUACCGGGUCAGCAUCAGUGGAGAGGGCCGCACGUGUCCCAGCAUCACCAACGACUGGGUCACCAUUAACACCGCUCCUUGCCCUCCCACUGCCCUCAGCGUUCAGACCUCCUGCAGCUCCAACAACAUAUCAGUCAACUGGACAGCAUCCCACGGUUCUGUCUCCUACACGGCUGUUGCCCAGAGCAUCGGGGGACAUGAGUUGUCGUGUGACACCAGCUUUACUGCUUGUGACAUCUUGGGAUUGUUGUGUGGACAGGUGUACAUGGUUUUUGUUGCCGGAGUGGAUCAGAACUGUGUAGGAACCCAGAGCAACGUUCAGGUGGUCCAUACUGCUCCAUGCGUUCCAGCCAAUGUGCAUAACCACCUGGACUGCCUAUCAGGUGUCCUCACCGUCACCUGGCAACAGAGAGGCAACGCCCCCAACUUCUACAGCACCAGGGUGACAAGCGAGCACGGUGUUCUGACUGAAUGUCAAACCAAUCUGACCACCUGUGUGGUUCCCAGCAUUCAGUGCGGUCUGACUUAUAGCGUUGUGGUGGACGCUCAAAGCGAUGCAUGCAAAAGCUCCUUCAGUCCCACGCAGCAUGUCACAGCAGCUCCCUGUCCACCAGACACGGUAAUUGCGGUGGUGGACUGUGCCACCAAUAUUGUUACGGUAAACUGGGACAACAGCGUUGCCGGGGUGCUCUACACGGUUACAGCUAAAGGCAUCGGAGGUCAGCACUUCACCUGCAACACAGAGGAUGUGGGCUGUGACUUACGCAACUUGUCCUGUGGCGUGGAGUACAACGUGACCGUCACCCCAUCGAAGGACGACUGUGUUGGUGUCAGUACACCCUCUGUGCUGGUGAAGACUGCACCCUGCUCACCCCACCUCGUUGAGGUGGAGAUGGACUGCCUGUCAGAUUCGGCCUGGGUAAUCUGGGACAAGUCGGCGGGUGCAGAGUUUUACAUUGCCACGGCAACAGGCGGCCAGGGGCACACGUCGCAGUGCAACGCCACGGACGCUAACAUCUGCGCCGUGCCACAUCUGCCGUGCGGGGAACGCUUCACCUUCACCCUCACCGCCUCAGACACACAGUGCUCCUCCCUCUCUGUCAACCACGUGGUGUCCGAGACAGCCCCUUGCCCUCCUCAGGACGUGCAGACCAAGGCUGGUUGUGAAAAUAACACGGUGAGCGUGUCGUGGACCCCCAGUGUCGGGGCUCUGGCGUACAGGGCCAUCCUGGAGCGCACGGACGGAGAGGUCACCUGCUGCACCACCCGUGGCACAGGAUGUGACAUCACACAGCUGCCCUGCGGAGAGAUGUACGUUCUGACAGUCACUGCAGAGGGGCGCCACUGUAACAGCUCCCAGAGCUUAGGGGACAUUGUCAGAACAGUCCCCUGCACUCCUCAGAGCCUGCAGGCCAGCGUGAACUGUGUCAGCAACGUGGCGACUAUGACCUGGAACAACAGCGCCGGGGGUCAGUUGUACUCCGUAACGGCCACUGGCACGGAUGGGCACGUCGCGCGAUGCACGUCAUACGAGAGCCGCUGCAACCUCGCCGGCCUGCACUGCGGACAGCACUACACCGCUACGGUGGUGGCGGAAGACAUCAACUGCUCCAGUCCGGUGAGCGGCGCCGCGGAGCUGAAGACAGUACCCUGCGUUCCCGCCGGCGUGUCCACCGUGACGGACUGUGACGCCAACGCCGUGUCCGUGUUGUGGUCCGAAAGCUUAGGGGCUGAUUCUUACACCGCCACCCUGCGGGACAGCAAUGGACGGACCACCAGCUGCCAGGCCCUGAGCGGACCGGCUUCCUGUAACGUCACCGGACUCGGUUGUGGUCAGCUCUACCACGUAACGGUGGCCGCGUCCGACGGAUACUGCAGCAGCCCGUCUACUAACGUUACUGACACCUACACGGCUCCAUGUGCGCCUCAUAACAUCAUGGCAGAGAUGGACUGCGAGGUCCAUGUGGGCCUGGUGCUGUGGUCCAUGAGUCCCGGGGCUGUGUCCUACGUGGUCACCGCCGCAACCCAGUCCGGGCGCGCCGUCACCUGUCGGACGGACAACACCUUCUGCGAACUGGGAGACCUGGCUUGCGGAGAGAGCUACUCCGUGUCCGUACUCGCCCAGGGAGAGAGCUGCAGCAGUCAGGCUACCAUGCCCGGGCAGCUGGUCACCGGUCCAUGUGUUCCCGCCCACCUGAGCACAGAGUACAGCAUCACUAUAGGCCAGGUGACAUGGGAGGCCAGUCAAGGGGCUAACCUGUACACCGCCGAAGCGGUGACGGACGAAGGACAAACGAUUACGUGCAAUACCACCGACACUUUCUGCCCCCUUUAUAACAUGGCCUGUAGCCAGGAGUAUAACGUCACCGUCACGGCACACAACAACGUCUGCCAACACCUGGCUACAUCGGAGUCCGUCAGUCUGAAAACAGAGCCCUGCCCUCCCAACAACGUCAGGACCAGUCUUGACUGUGAGACCGGAAGGGGCACCGUUUCCUGGGAAAUGAGCAAAGGGGCACUGGGAUACAUGGUGUCUUUGGAGGGACGGGAUGGAGACUCUCUCUCCUGCCACACCGUGGCGCCGCAGACUUCCUGUAGCAUGGUUGGGCUUAAUUGUGGCACGGUUUACUAUGCUAGCGUCAAAGUAAUGGGAGAGACACUUAACAGCACAGACUCAACCACUGUCCUGCUGGCAUCAGCUCCCUGUGUUUCUACUAACGUUCAGGCAGUAGUGGACUGUGUGAAUGCCUCUGCCAUGGUGACCUGGGACUGGAGUGAUGGAGCCCAGUCCUACAUUCUCACUGCCAUAGGCAGCGAUGGCCACCAGGUCACCUGCCAUACAGAGGACAACUUUUGCAUUGUGACCGAGCUGUCCUGUGGUCAGGUCUACAACCUUACCCUGACCACCGUCGACCAGAACUGCCAGAUGGAGACCCCCACCGGGGUCAGCUUCAGCACACGACCCUGUGCCCCGCUGCACGUGGGAGUUGACCUGCUGUGUGGGACCCACGCCGCCACCUUAUCCUGGGUGCAGAGUGAAGGGGUGACGUUCUACAUGGCUAGCGCCAACGCCAGACCUGGAGGACCUACUAGGUACUGCAACUCCACCGGGACUAGCUGCCAGUUCCCUGCUCUGGACUGUGGGGAGACAUACAGCUUCACUGUAAUGGCCCACAGCAGCCUGUGUCAGAGCCCACUCAGCAGCACUGUCCAGAUCCAGACAGAACCUUGCCAGCCCAACCAGGUGACAGCUACAGGGUCAUGUGACAGUGAGACAGUGGUGGUGGCGUGGACCCAUGCUCAGGGGUCAGAGAAAUACGUGGUGACAGCCAUGGGAAACCUGGGGUACAUAACUGAGUUCCAGACCAAUGACACAAGCCUGGCAGUGGACCUGCCCUGUGGACAGACCUACAGUCUCAGUGUGAAAGGCCAGGAUGAGCUCUGUGAUAGUUCAAGCACUAAUUCUGCAGAGUUCAGGACUGCGCCCUGUAUGCCGUGGAAUGUGGAGAGCUACACCAACUGUGAGAACAGCCUGGGCUCAGUGAGUUGGGCCGAGAGCGACGGGGCGGAGUACUACACCGCCGUUGCCAUUGGAAGCCGUGGCGACACCCACAUGCGCGUCACCAACACCACUAACUGCACUUGGGAGGACCUACACUGUGGGGACCUGUACACCAUCCACAUCAUAUCCAAUGACUACAGGUGUAGCAGCUCCCCUUACAACAGCACCACCGUACGCACAGCUCCCUGCGUGCCCCAGAACCUGGUGCCCUCUCUGGACUGUGGCAUGAGGGUUGGUUCCCUGACCUGGAACAUGAGCCAUGCAGCAGACUUCUACAUUGUGACUGCGGAGUCCAAUGCCGGCCAUAAGGUGGAAGUGAGCACCAAUGACACCAAAACGUACUUCUCUGAAUUCCAGUGUGGUCAGGAGUAUUUCCUGUCCGUCCAGGCAGUGGAUUCAAUGUGUACGAGUGCACCCAGCCAACCUGCAACAAUCUGGACAGAGCCCUGCGCUCCCGCCUCCGUCUCCAGCGCCAUGGACUGUUUGUCCAAUAUUGCCGUUGUCAAAUGGUUGGCGGCCAAGGGCGGAGCCCAGUACUACACCGCCACGGCGGAGCACGAGAGCGGCCUGUUGGAGACCUGCCUCUCAUCCACAUUCAACUGCAGCACGCCCACCUUGCUCUGUGGCCAGAACUAUAGCAUUACCGUCACCGCAUCCAACGAGCAGUGUCACUCCGACCCCAGUGUUGUCCACGUCCUGACCACAGUUCCCUGCGUCCCCACUGGUGUUGUGGCCGUGAUGAACUGUUCUGACAACACAGCUGCAGUUACGUGGAGCCCCAGCUUGGGGGCGCUGUCCUACAGAGCCAUCGCUCAGAGCCCCAACGGCGUCCUGUCCUCCUGCGAGAGCCACGACCCGUGGUGCGUCCUGUCUAAUCUGACCUGCGGAGUGUCCUAUGAUGUGCAAGUGGUGGCCGUAGACAAGAGCUGCUCCAGCCAUCCCAGCCGCAAAGCAGAGUUCCAGACAGUCCCUUGUACCCCUGCGAUCGCUGGGUUCCUGCUGGACUGCCACAAAGACUCAGGCCUGCUUCAGUGGGCCUCUGCUGCGGGAGCCCAGUCCUACAACGCCACGGCCCGUUCUGGGGAUGGACAGGCAGUCACCUGCCUCACCAAUCACACCGACUGUAAUCUGACGCCGCUGGCGUGUGGUCAGACCUACGCCGUCACCGUGAGGGCAUCCAAUGGACGAUGCGACAGCUUCCAGAGCGCCAUCAGGGUGGUGGGGUCAGUCCCCUGUUCUCCCCAGGGCGUCGAGUAUCAGCUCAACUGUUCAGGGGACUCAGCUCUUGUGGCGUGGCAGGCCAGCCUCGGAGCGGACUCCUACAGCGUCCAGGCUAUGAACUUAGAGGGAAACGUGACUGGCUGUCAGACCAACAGAAACAGCUGUUCGGUAUCGGGCCUCAUCUGCGGUACCACCUACAACCUCAGUGUCGUGGCCAUUAGCAACGGCUGCAACACUUCUCAGAGCGCCACCGUACAGUUGAAGACAGUCCCCUGCGUUCCAAACAAUGUGCAGGCCUCCCUUCAGUGCCCCUCUAACAGCGCGGCUGUGGUGUGGGAGGAGUCCGGCGGUGCUCUGUGGUACCAGGCCGUUGGCACGACGGACGGGGGGCACCAGGUGAUGUGUGACAGCGGUCAGACCCGGUGUGACCUGAGCGGCCUGCUCUGUGGACAGACCUACAACGUCACGGUGGCCUCCGCGGGCUACACCUGCGUUAGCGCGGGCAGCGACGUGGUGCGCGUCAAGACAGCUCCGUGCCCGCCCCUGGACGUUGCGGUGGACGUGCGUUGCGCCAACGGGUCGGCGGCGGUCACGUGGUCCGCCGACCCUGACGUGGAUUCCUUCCAUGUGAAGGCUGUGACCAGUGGCGCCGCCAACCUCUCAUGCGUCUCCGUGGCCACUGGGUGUUCCGUCAGUAACCUCCUGUGCGGGCACAGCUACACCUUCACUGUAACCUCCCUCAGGGGUGGAUGUGAGAGCAGCAGCAGCGCUGCCGUAACGGUGUCUCCAGCGCCGUGCGCCCCGCAGAAUGCUCAAGGUAGCCUGGACUGUGUUUCAAACUCAGCCUGGGUGUCCUGGGAUGCUUCCGGUGGGGCUACGGGCUACACAGUCAUUGCUGACAGUGGAAGAGGGACCAACUCCACUUGUAAUUCCCCCGAUACUGCCUGUAAUGUGCCGAGCCUGGCCUGUGGUACCAACUACACCAUCCACGUGACUGCUACCAACACAUUCUGCCAGAGCGCACCCAGUAAAACCUUCAACAUCGAGACAAGUCCUUGUGGCCUGACGAACGUCACCAUGGUGACCACGUGUCACAGCAGCAGUAUUCUGGUAAGCUGGGGGAAAACGCAGAGCUCUCAGCUCUACGUGGCGACGGCGGAGGGGCAGGACCAGUCCAUCCUCACGUGUAACAGCACGUCCUUCAUCUGCGAGCUGACGGGUGCGCGCUGCGGCAUGCAUUACAUUGUCAUCGUCUCCGCCUCCUCCGACAAGUGCAGCAGCUUAAGGAGCCCGCCGCAAAAGAUCAGCACGGCGCCCUGUGUCCCGAAGGACGUGAAGGUCGUAGCGUCGUGCGAGGCAGAAGGCGUCGUGGUGUCUUGGGAUCACUCCGCGGUGGCCCAGUCAUACCUUCUCACCGCCACGGGCCGAGACGGUGACAUCCGUACCUGCAACAGCUCGGUGAACAACUGCACCCUGGCCCAGCUGCACUGCGGUCAGCCUUACACAGUCAGUGUGACUGCCGGAGCCGAGGGCUGUACCAGCCAGGCCAGCACCAAUGUCACCUUCACCACAGUUCCCUGUGAACCCACGGGGCUGUCCGUUGAGGUCCAGUGUGAGACCAACACGGCCGUGCUGUCCUGGGCUCCCAGCCAGGGCUCUGUACGGUACUACGGCUUCGCCAAGUCUGGGCAGGGAUACGCGCUGCACUGUGACAGCCUGGACACCUCCUGCUCCAUCGGUGGUCUGGCCUGCGGAGUCACGUACAAUUUCUCUGUUUUAGCCUCUGAUGGAGUCUGCAACUCCAGCUCAUUGUUGCAGAAACACAUACUUAAGGGAGCAGCCCCCUGCGCUCCUGCCAACGUGCAUAACCGUAUGCAACUGAUCAACAAGACCCACUAUGCCCGUACCUCCUGGACAGCAGUGCCAUGCCCUGACGUCGAGUAUCUGGUUGAGAUAACCGGCUGUAUCCUGGCCGACCCGCUGGCCAUGUUUCAGAUCUCAUCCUAUUGGACUGAGUACACCUACUUUGAGUUGGCCUUGCCCUGUGGUUCCUCCUUCAAUCUGACGGUCCGCGCCAGAAACUUUGCCGGGACGAGUGAGCCUUUCACACCGGUUACAGGAAUAACCGCUCCCUGUGCUCCUCUGAGCGUGACCUACACAGGAAACAACGCAUCUGCCGCCAUCUCCUGGGAGGCUUCGAUGUUUGCCACAAAGUACACUGUCUACGACGUGAUUGGUCAUUACCGCACUGAGGUGUGCUCUACACCAGAACUCUCCUGUCAGCUGCUCAACAUCCAGCCGGGCACAAUUGAGGUUACCGCUAGCAACGCUGCGGGAGAGAGUGUCCCCAACACUUACAUCAUUGGGCCAUCAAACCGACACAGAAGAGAUCUGGGGCUGGCAGAGGCUGCAAUGUUUGCUGACUUACACAUGAGAGAAGAGCUGUCCAAACCUGAGGUGCUUGUUGCCACAGCAACAGGAGUUUCCCUGCAUGUAGAGUGGGCACCAGUAAGGGACGCUAACCUCUACACCGUCAUCCUCGUCCAGGAUGACUCACCCUCCAGACGCCAGGUGUCGACCAUUUCUGGCGAGCUGAUCGAUUGGAACAAUCUCAAGCCAUCCACAAGAUACUGCAUCUUUGUUUCAGCCAAGAAUGAACGCACACAGAGCAUCUACACCAAUGUGUGUGUCACUACUGGUGUCUCUAUGUGAAUGACCUCACUUCCACCGCAACCACAUGAACAUCAUGGUUAGCAGGGAAUCCACCUAACGACACAGGAAGCAGUCAUGUGAUUCUCUUUACCCUAUCUCCAGAAUCACCAUCAAGGAAGAAGCCCUUGAAAAGAUUGAGGGACGAUCCAACUAGGCGAUCCUACUAAAGCUACAUUGUUUCUCGAUUAACUUAAUAGACAAAUAUAUUGUCUAUUUAAAACGUCAAAAUUGUCUGCCAAUAUCUAUUGAUUAAAUGCUAAUUCAUCUGAUUAACUUUUUAGAACUCCAUUUUCAUAUGUUUGUUUUGGUUUUGUGGUUGUUACGAAAGCUGUGUGUCUUCAUCAUGUUUAGUUCUUUGAAAAAAAGAUUU